Cuscuta campestris is the source of this 4549-nucleotide messenger RNA. The record is from the annotation of a GenBank genome assembly. NCBI's taxonomy places the organism in Eukaryota, Viridiplantae, Streptophyta, Magnoliopsida, Solanales, Convolvulaceae.
GGUCACAACAAGACAGUUCAAUACACAAUCAAAGAAUAUUAUCGAGUGAUUAUAUCUUCCUAAUUCAUAUUCCGUUCUUGGUCCGCCAUCUGAUCGGGUUAAUCCCAUCAUUGGUGCUUUCAUUGAGAGAUAUACUGUGAGAUAAGGCUGCGAGAUUAUGGUCGGACGAAGGACGAGACGUAACCCUGCUACUUCUGCCCAGUCGACGGUGAGGAGUGACAAUCCAGAACAGGGUAUGAUAGUUCCAGUCAAUGGGUUGGAAACGACACUAAAUAAUGUGGCUAACAUGAUGGCCAACAUUAUGGAACGAUUGGAUAAGGCUCUUCCAGGUCCAUCCGGUACCCGGGACAUCCCUACCGGGCAACCUCGCCAGGUCCUGCGUACUGCGAGUUCUCCUAUCCUCCAGGAGCUCCAUGAUCCGGAGGAGGUUGAAAGGGAAAGGCGAGCCAUUGACAGACGCCGGGCGGAGGAAUUGGCCCGGAUUAGCAAGAAAGCUCACGUUAGUGAGAGACUGGGGAAGAAUCCGGAAAAGGCACCCCAGGGUUGGAUACGACCCCAGGCCAGCCAGGUGGCAUCUUCCAAUCGCGAGCCCCGGCAGCGAAACGGCCGAGGCGCGAGCCAAGUGCUGGUCCGGUCAUUAAGGAAUCUGGAGGAUGACGAGGCCCAGAGCCAAGCCAGGAUCCCAGCAUCACGGCGUCUGGGACCGCCGUUGCCGGAAACUGGUGAAUUCCAGGAUCUGAGGCAGCAGAUCCAGGAGAUGCAGAGGAAGAUAAACAAGGGUCGAGUAUUCACCACCCAAGCAUGGAGAAUCUUGAAGAAUUUCCUUAUCCGAUGGAGGAAAGAGUCCAGGGAGGGUGAAGAAACCGAUGAUAAGUCCAGGUUGGCUAUGUUCACGGCGGCAUUGCAGGAUGGACUCCUUCGCACCGAUCUCACUACUCAUCCCCCGGAUACCUUCGAGGAAGCAAUGGUCCGGGCGGGAAGGUAUGUGACCCUGGAAGAAAGAAAGGAGGAGAAGAAAGAGAAAACACGUAAAGAAGAAGAGAAGUUGGGGAGUAAGAAGUCGUUCAAGAACAAGAAGCAAGGCUUCCCGGACGGCCCAAAGGGCGCAAAUCCUGGGACUUUGGAGAAGCAUAAAUCUGCCAACCCGGUCUUCACAUUGCCAGUGGCUGAGGUCAUGGCCCAUGCUGCACAGCAGGGACUCAUGACUUACCCAACCUAUUCUCAGAAGGUCUGCAAUGUGGAAGACACUGGAAAAUGGUGUGCCUACCAUCGCAAGAAUGACCACAACACGGAAGAUUGCUAUACUCUGAAGAAUGAGAUGGCAAGGCUAAUCCGCCGGGGUCAUCUAAAUAAAUUCGUACAAGAUGGCGAUGCAGGAAAUCCCGGGAAUGCUCAGAAUGGAAAGCGCAGAGAUAAAGAAGUGGCCCAAGCUGAGGCCCGGGAGAAACGCCAUAUCGGGCUUGAAGACGAAGAGGAGGAUUUGGAACCCGCACCGCAUCGCCAGAAGAGACACCACGGGUGUAACUUCAUCAUUGGAGGGAAUACUGGCGGGGAUUCAGCCACGAGCCGGAAGAAAUGGGCUAACGCGGCGAUGGUCAACAAGGUGCUGGUCCCGGAAGAGGGGGUAAUAACCCUCCCGGUUGAGAUAGGGGAUACUAAGGCAACUCGGAAGCUGAACAUGGAGUUUGUCGUGGUGGGGAUAAUCUCCAGCACGGACAUUAUCUUGGGCAGACCCGGAUUGGAAGAUUUGGAGUGUGUUAUCUCACCUCGUCACCUGUGCAUAAAAUUCCCAACCCCCCAUGGAGUUGGAAUUGCCAGGGGAUCUCAGAGAGUAUCCCGGGCAUGGUAUUUGAAGGCAACCAAACAGCCGGUCAAGUACGAUACCCAAGUAGGAGAAGUGACUGCGCAACUCCUGAGGGCUGAGGAAAAACGUCCCAGAGUAGAAGUGGCUGGCGACAUUGAAGAAGUGGAAUUGGAGCCAGGCACGCCGGGAAGGUUGGUCAGGAUCGGCAAGGACCUGGGGGCUGAACUCAGAUCACGAGUGAUUUCAGUCCUUAGAAGGUUCAGAAGGGUCUUUGCGUGGAGUCCAGCUGAUAUGCCAGGGCUGGAUCACAAGAUAGCAGUUCAUCGCCUGAAUGUGCUGCCGGAUGCUAAACCAGUGAAGCAGAAACGAAGGCAUUUAUCACAAGAAAGAAGAGGUUUUGUAAAGAAGGAAGUAGCAACCUUGCAGAGCAUUGGGCACAUCCGGGAGCUGGCGGAGAAGGCGCACCCAUUUUUCGCGGUGAUCAAGAAGAAGGCGACCUUCGAAUGGACACAAGAAUGUCUAGAAGCAUUUGAAGAAUUAAAGAGAUAUCUCACAAGUCCGCCGGUUUUAUCCAAGCCGGAACCUGGGGAUAUUCUGACUCUAUAUUUGGCGAUUGCGGACUGUGCCAUAACUACUGUGAUCGUGAGAGAAGAGCGUGGGGCCCAACAUCCGGUCUACUACGUCAGCAAGACCCUGAGAGAUGCGGAGUUAAGGUAUUCUCGACCGGAGAAAGCCAUGUUGGCGGUCUUCUGGACAGCAAAGAGAUUAACCCCGUACUUUCAGGCUCACCGGAUUAUUGUGCUCACCAAUGAGCCUUUGGCGUCACUUACCCGAAGCCCGACGGCAUCUGCCCGGAUGACCAAGUGGGCGGUCUUUAUCGGUCAGUACAACGUGGAAUUCAGGCCGCGCCCAUCCAUCAAGGGGCAAGCACUCGCCGACUUUCAAGUCGAGUGCACCGCUAGAGAAAUGACAAGAGCCCAGUUCCGCGUGUCCAAUAAUGAAGCCGAAUAUGAGGCCCUGAUCAAUGGAUUGAAGAUUCUUAGUAAGAUGGGAGUAUCCAGGGUUCAGGUCUACAGCGACUCCCGACUAGUGGUGGGACAAAUCACAGGGGAAUUUGAAGCAAAGGAAGAAAGGAUGAAGAGGUAUCGGGACUUGUCUUUAGAGAUGUUGGGGAGGUUUGAGUUUAAGCUUGAACAUAUACCCCGGGCCCAGAACGCAGAGGCCGAUGUUCUAUCCAAGCUCAGUGCGGAAUCGCCGGAAUACAUAAGCAAAUUGGCAACCAUCGAAGAGCUGGUAACCCCGAGUCUUAGCAACAGUGAAGUGAUCUGGGUAUCAGCUGAUCCCCCGGAAUGGCUGGACCGAUUGGCCAAAUACAUUGAGGACGGUGAGGCCCCAAAGGAUCCCCAAAAAGCACGUCUAUUGCGAAUGAGGGCACCUACCUACAAGGUACAGGAUGGAAUCCUCUAUAAGCGAUCCCACAACGGUGUCUUACUUCGUUGCCUCAGGGCAGCAGAGGCAAAGGCACUGAUGGAAGAAAUACACGAAGGAGUAUGUGCUGCACAUCAGGGUCCUUAUUCCAUUUCUAGAAGGGCUAUCAUCCAGGGAUACUUCUGGCCAACAAUGAGGAAGGAUUGCGAAGAGUAUGUACGCAAGUGCCCGACCUGCCAACAAUUCCAGAAUAUACCCGGGAGGCCAGCCACGAAUUACACGCCCAUCAGCUCCGUGAUUCCCUUUUCAAGAUGGGGGAUCGAUCUUGUGGGAGCCCUGCCAAAAGGGGCAGGGCAAGCAAGGUGGAUUGUGGUUGCGAUAGACUAUUUCACAAAGUGGGUGGAAGCUGAGCCACUUGCAGGGAUCACCGGAAGGCAGAUGAUUGACUUCGUCGGAACCAAUAUACUCUGCAGGUUCGUGGUCCCGAAGCAGAUCAUAUCAGACAAUGGAACCCAGUUUGAGGAAGCCGAGUUUCAAGACUUUCUCAAAACUUGGGGAAUUCAGCACACGAAGGUGUCUGUUGCGUAUCCUCAAGCUAAUGGACAAGUGGAGAAUGUUAACAGAACAAUCAUAGACGGAAUAAAGAAGAAGCUACUUUCAGAAGGAACCAAAUGGGUAGAUGAACUACCCAGAAUCUUGUGGACAUACAGGACGACUCCAAUGAGAGCCACGGGUGACACUCCUUUUGGCUUGGCUUAUGGUUUUGAAGCCCGGGCUCCCGCUGAAGUAGUAAUCCCCACCAGGAGAGAAAUGGGAUAUGACCCGGAGGUGAACGAACAGAAUCAGGCCGUAGAGCUGAAUUUCGUGGAAGAACGAAGGGAUGAAGCACGUAUCCGGGCAGAGAAUUAUCGUCGCCAGGUGAAAUCUUACUUUGAUAACAAGGUGGUUGUCCAUAUGACUGCUGAGGGGAAGGGGAACCUUGAGAAGAAGGCCUCGCACCAGAGACCAGCCGGGAAGCUCCUGAGUGGGGAUUGCGUCUCUUCUGCGGACGAGAAGUGCCAGGACAGCGAGAAGAAACUUCCGCCCUGGCACUGUUAGGAAGCACGCCGGGACCCGGAAGAACACUCCCCGAGGCCUGUGGGGGGUGAUGAGGGUUAUUCUCUUCUCUGGGCAAGGGAGAGGUUACCGAUUGUUCAGAGGCAAGAGAAGGCCCAGAAGAGAGCUCAGGUGUUGGGGACCCAAGUGAAGGGAAUGCCAACGAAGAAGAAUCAGAAGAAGAAUCGGAAAUAGUAAGAUCAAUAAAGACAACUCUAUUGG